Achroia grisella is the source of this 1311-nucleotide messenger RNA. RefSeq names its product glucose-6-phosphatase 3 (gene G6P). The transcript is spliced from 7 exons. Lineage: Eukaryota; Metazoa; Arthropoda; Insecta; Lepidoptera; Pyralidae. Bases 69 to 1154 code for a protein of 361 amino acids. Gene Ontology annotation, biological process: glucose 6-phosphate metabolic process; gluconeogenesis. The record is from RefSeq and is a predicted model, not a curated record. Gene Ontology annotation, molecular function: glucose-6-phosphatase activity. Gene Ontology annotation, cellular component: membrane.
AUUCAAAAAUCAUUAGUGAAUAUCACUAAAUAAUAAAAUGAUUCUGUGUUAAAAUACACAAUAUAAUAAUGGAUCGUAUAUACGCACUUGGUAUAUCGUGCAUAGAAUUCAUUCAAUACUGGUUUAAAGAUUCUGAAGAUUUCUUUGAGUUUGUGAAUAAUGUGUCCAAUCCCCACCAUGUGCUGGAGAUUAUGUUUCCAGUUGUUUCCAUUGUGGACUCAGUGUUUGCAGCUCAACUUCUUCUCUGCAUGGCAUUUGGGGGCUGGUUGAAUGCUGUUAUGAAGUGGUGGUUACUAGAAGAUCGACCAUACUGGUGGGUCAGAGAGACUAGUUUCUAUAUCGGGCAUCGACCACAGCUGCGUCAGUUCCGUCACACCUGUGAGACGGGACCCGGCUGUCCCUCAGGUCAUAGUGCGACCACCGCCAUGAUCCUGAUGCUUGCUGUUAUGUGGAUAUCCCAUGUCAUGAAUGACAGAAAAUACUACAUAUGGUGGUGGAAGUACGUGGUGUACCCGUUGUUUGCGGCGGGGCUCGGCUCAGUGAUGUUGGCGCGUAUGUUCGUCGCCACACACUUCCCACACCAGUGUCUGUUGGGCGCGCUAGUCGGAUCAUUCAUAGCUCCAGCGCUGUGUAUAUACGUGUCAGAUCCUUUCAUCUGGCAGUACGGGGCGCACGCGAAGCUUCCAGUCUCCCGCGCGGUCGCCUGGCACACCUUCAGCGCGGUGAUAACGGUCAUCAUCGCUGCCGUCACCUACUUCAGCCUUACUCUCUGUGGAUGGGACCCACAAUGGACAGUGAAACUAGCGUUCCGUUGGUGCGAGAGUCCUGAUGACAUCCACGUGUCCACGACUCCUAUGUACUCGCUGGUGCAGUCCACAGCCGCGUUGCUGGGCUGGGCGCUAUUUGUUACACCGGCGGUUGCACAAUAUCGCCACGACUCCAAGAAUAGGUCGUUAAUAAUUUCCGCCUUCACAACCGCCUUGAUAUUCUACGGCAUCCGUCACUUCCAAGAUAAUAUAUGCAAAUCUCACGCGUGGUGGUAUUAUGCUAUGCAUUUUUUGACAGGCGUUUUGAAGCCGGCCUUACUACUACGACUGACCCCGGCGGUUGCCACGUGGCCUUUCAGAACACAGGACAAGCAAAAAAUAGCAUAAAUAAAAAAUGUAUACGUUCUCACAUUAAUACGAUCUUCAAAUGUCGUCAAUUAUGUUUUAAUAGCAAUAAUUAUUAUUUAUACCAAAGAAUAUUAAUAAUUUUUACUCUUGUACAACAACAUUGUAUACUAAAAAAAAUUGAGCUAUUAUUAUUAUU